AUGGCUGCCGCAGAAGUAUCCCAAACAGUGCCGACGAGCGCAGAUUACGACGAAGCACAAUGCAUAGCAGCACUCGCGCAGCUGGAGCGUAUGAAGCACCAGCUUGAUGACUUGCGACUCACGCUUCCCCGCAUCGUCGAGCCUUUUCACCUGCCCUCCAAGCCUCCGAUGUUCCACGCCUUCAAAGACAAUUUAAUAAAAGCGCAACGCGACAUGAAAACAUUUCGAUCGCAGUGGCACGGCCAGGAGACGCAGAGUAUUCUCGAACACGCAAGGAAGAGCGCGACAGUGAAUCCAGAUUUGAGCGCAGGUGUGCAGGUCCAACAGUACGGCUGGAUAGAGAAGGAGGAGAAGGAAAGAGAGGCCGCAAAUAUCAGCAGGGACGGAGAAGAGCGUGCUGAAGACACAAGCAUUCGCGUCACCCAAGAAGAGCGAGAGAGGGUUGUGGAACAGUGGAGGAAGACAUAUCCAUCGAUCAAGAUGGUGGAGAAGAAUGAAGGCAAACAAUUAUUGAUACCGUUCGUCGCCGACUCUACCAGGAUAUGGUUGCAGCAUACAAGACAGUGA
Didymosphaeria variabile is the source of this 567-nucleotide messenger RNA. RefSeq lists its product as uncharacterized. The transcript is spliced from 3 exons. Lineage: Eukaryota; Fungi; Ascomycota; Dothideomycetes; Pleosporales; Didymosphaeriaceae. The record is from RefSeq and is a predicted model, not a curated record. The coding region runs from base 1 to 567 and encodes 188 amino acids.